Messenger RNA from Cucumis sativus (cucumber), 2360 nucleotides. RefSeq lists its product as uncharacterized. NCBI's taxonomy places the organism in Eukaryota, Viridiplantae, Streptophyta, Magnoliopsida, Cucurbitales, Cucurbitaceae. The record is from RefSeq and is a predicted model, not a curated record. The transcript has 13 exons. Gene Ontology annotation, biological process: positive regulation of growth. The coding region runs from base 368 to 2092 and encodes 574 amino acids.
CGGAGGGAGCCGAGUAACUCGCCUCCUUUCUUCGUCCCUCCUCCUUUCUUCUUCUUUCUUGUUCUUCAUUUUCUUCUUCAACUUCAACACUUUAAUCUGUAAAUGGAAGACGUUUCAUUUCCAUUCUAACUUAUCAUUAUCACUUUGAAUGAACUUUCUCCUGCCCGUAAUCAUCACCGGCAGAAGCAUCAUCAGCAGUACUGGUUUUGGUUUAUCUGAAGUUUCUUUUACAAGAACGUUUCUCAACUUCUUCUCAAUAUUUCCUCUCACUUACCGGCUUCGAUUGCGAUUUUCUUUUCCAAAUACGUGGAGAUUAAAUCAAUGAUGAUGUUUGUAUAGGGACUUUGGAGAGUAGUAGGAGUUUGAGAUGGGGAACACAAUGGGAGGGGUUUGUUCUAAUGGAAUAGUUAAGGAUGAUUUUGUAUCUGAGAAGAUAAUUCAAGCAUCUGAGGAUCGGAAAGGGAAUUCGUAUUUGAAUUCUGAGGCUAGGGAUCCGAAUGAAAUGCCAGAGAAGUCUCGUUCUGAUGUGAUACUAUUGCCUUCACCUCCGUCUAAGACUGGAAGCAAUAAGGUUGCACCAAUGAACGCACAAGCAGGGGCUCGCGGGAGGGCAGUUGAUUUAUGGAAAACAAUUGGGAUCAGUGUGUCAAAUUUCCAUAUCAACAGUGGGGUUUCUACAGGCAUGGCGCCUAGUGGUAGGGAGAUUUCUAUAUUGGCUUUUGAAGUAGCAAACACAAUAAGCAAAGUAGCAAAUUUGUCAAAAUCUCUCUCAGAAGAAAAUAUUCAGCUCCUUAAAAACGAACUAUUACAAUCAGAAGCGAUAAAACAAUUGAUCUCAGCAAGUUUAGAGGAAUUGCUUAGCAUUGCAGCUGCUGACAAAAGGCAGGAAUUUGGCGUCAUCUUACGGGAGAUAAUACGAUUUGGAAAUCGGUGCAAGGAUUCACAGUGGCAUAAUCUGGAUCAAUACUUUUCAAGACUAGAUUCGAAUGAUUCAAGUCAAAAACAAGCUCGAGAGGCCAGAGCAGCCUUACAGGAACUAACCGUUUUAGCUCAGAAUACUUCUGAAUUAUACCACGAAUUACAAGCAUUGGAAAGACUUGAGCAAGAUUAUAGACGGAGAGUUGAGGAAGUGGAGUUCUUGAACCAAGCAGGAAUAGGAGAAACUCUCUCAAUCUUCCAAGGAGAACUAAACGUACAAAGAAAACUUGUAAGGAGUUUCCAAAGCAAGUGUCUUUGGUCCAGAAAUCUAGAUGAGAUUGUGGAAAAGCUCGUUAUCGUUGUAACAUGGAUAAAUCAAACAAUAAUCAAAGAAUUUGGAGUUGACAAUACAGAUAAAACAUUGCUUAUCAAGGACAGAAGUAAUGGCCAGAAACUGGGUGCCGUUGGUCUUGCUUUGCAUUAUGCGAACAUAAUCAGCCAGAUAAAUCUCAUUGCGUGCCGUCCAACUUCCAUUCCUUCAAACAUGAGGGAUGCAUUAUACCGGGCAUUGCCUACAAGCAUUAAAAUAGCUCUGCGUUCUCGAUUGCGGGCUGUGGAUGCAAGAGAGGAGCCAACUUAUUAUGACGUCAAAACUGAAAUGGAUAAGAUCCUUGAAUGGCUUGUUCCGAUUGCUGCAAACACGAGCAAAGCGCAUCAAUCUUGUGGCAGAAUUGGAGAAUGGGCAACCCAAAGUAAGGAACACAGCAAAGGCAGAGCUACACAAAACAACAAUGCAAACCGCCUUCAAACGCUCUACUAUGCAGACAAAGUAAAAACAGAGUUACAAAUUCUUGAAUUAGUCACAUUGCUUCACCAUCUCAUCCAUUUAGCAAAACACCAACAACGACGCUCCUCAUCUCUCCGUUGCCGAUCACCAACUCCCAAGGACAUGGCAAAUACUUCUCGUCGUAUCCAAUUCAAGAGCCAAAUUAUCAGAACCACCAAGGAUGGAUUUCCGACCGACAAUAUACCAUCGCCCGGCCAAACUCCGAUCAGAAAAAAGGUGCUCGGUAACAAAAAAGGAAUGGAAUCUUACAAAAAUGAGAAUAAAGGAAUUUGGACGUUAAGUAAAGCAGUUUCGGUUUCAACCUUGAGGUCUCUUGGUAGAGUCUAGAUUUUGAGUUGAAGAAGGAUGAAGCUUUGGAAUUGGUUUAAUGUGGAUAAUAACAAUUUUGAGUACCUCACACGUUUAUACCAAAAAUAAGUACAGGGAAUUUUUUAAAGAUUUUUUGACCGUGUCUUCUAGUUGAAUUCCUUUGUUUAUAUUACUCUUUUGGGUGAGGUUUUGUUCCGAAUUCCCCACUUGUUUUGUAUAUUAAUUGCACCCCUCCAGAAUAAUGGUCAAUGUUCUUAGUUACAUGUGCUAGACGAUUUGCAUAAAA